Messenger RNA from Neltuma alba, 707 nucleotides. RefSeq lists its product as uncharacterized. Gene Ontology annotation, molecular function: phosphatidic acid transfer activity. The record is from RefSeq and is a predicted model, not a curated record. Gene Ontology annotation, cellular component: mitochondrial intermembrane space; cytosol; nucleus. The coding region runs from base 133 to 408 and encodes 91 amino acids. NCBI's taxonomy places the organism in Eukaryota, Viridiplantae, Streptophyta, Magnoliopsida, Fabales, Fabaceae. Gene Ontology annotation, biological process: phospholipid translocation. The transcript has 4 exons.
GUAAAUGUUCGGUGGCUCCCAGGCUGAAGGGCGGGCGCUUCAACGCUGAAGAUAGGUUUAGCCUUCUCGUUGAUUCGGCCGAUCGGGCGUAACACGGGUCACUGUAGAAGGAGUAACUGUGCUGUCAGCUCUAUGAGACAGAAGAGAGGCUCUUCGUCUUCCACCUCUCCAUGCGCCUCCCUUCGAGAUGCAUACCACAAUUGCUUCAACAGGUGGUACGCUGAGAAAUUCAUGAAGGGUCAGUGGGACAAAGAGGAAUGUCUUUCGGAGUGGGAAAAGUACAGAGCUUGCCUUUCUCGACAUUUGGAAGAUAAACAUCUGAGUCGCUUCUUAGAAGCUGAGGGCGUUGUCAGUUCCACAGCUCAGGACGAUUUGGGAGAAGGUGCUGCAUCUGGUGCAUCUCAAUAACGUGAGUCGAGGAUUGGAGGUGGGACGUGAAGUGUGAAUGAUGUAUUUUAUAUUCCCGCUGCCCCUCUAUUAGGUCUUUGUUUGGAAUACUGCAAUUCCAGGAGAUUUUGUCUUUGAUGAUUUUAAACCAUGGUCUACUUCAGAGGAAAAGGAAAUGAUGAUGGUGGAUUCACAACGAAGUUGUAUGAAAGUUUGGAUUAUGGAUGGGAAAAAAAUAUGCUUCGAAGUUUUUAGAAUCAUACAAGUCUUUCCCUCUUUCUGUUUCAUUUUUGGAUGAAUAUUAGAAUAUUAUGUCAAAA